GCUAUGGCGUACCAGGAAGGGGAGUCGCUUGAAUCUUGGCUCAAUAAAGCCACCCAUCCAACAAACAGACAGGAGGACUGGGAGUAUAUCAUUGGCUUCUGUGAUCAGAUCAACAAGGAACUGGAAGGUCCUCAGAUAGCGGUAACUCUGCUCGUCCACAAAAUCCACUCACCACAAGAAUGGGAAGCACUUCAGGCUCUGACAGUAUUGGAGGCAUGUAUGAAGAACUGCGGGAGAAGGUUUCAUAAUGAAGUCGGAAAAUACAGAUUUUUGAAUGAGCUGAUUAAAGUUGUGUCUCCAAAGUACAUGGGUGACAGUGCACCCGAGAAAGUGAAGCUGAAGAUUGUAGAGAUGCUGUACAGCUGGACGGUUGCUUUUCCCAACGAAACCAAGAUCGGUGAAGCCUAUCAGACGCUGAGAAGACAGGGCCUCGUGACACAUGAUCCGGAGUUACCGCUGGACAGGACUCUGAUUCCCUCUCCUCUGACACGACCUAAACACCCAGUGUUUGACAACGAGGACAUGGGAAAGCUGCUUGCCGAGCUUCUCCGGAGUAAAAAUCCAGAAGACCUCCAGGAAGCCAACAGAUUAAUCAAAAACAUGGUGAAAGAGGAUGAGGCACGAGUGCAGAAGGUUACAAAGCGAGUGCACACGCUGGAGGAGGUGAACAUCAACGUCAAGCUGCUGACUGAGAUGCUGUCCCACUACAAUAAAGACAGCUCCACUGACUCAGACAAGGAGAUCAUUAAGGAACUCUACGAGCGAUGUGACAAGCUGAGGCGGGCUGCUUUCAAAAUGGCCACUGAGACAGAGGACAAUGACACCAGUUUAGGUGACAUCUUGCAGGCCAGCGAUGACCUCUCAAGAGUCAUCAGCUCCUAUAAGAAGAUAGUUGAGGGGCAGCAGAUCAAUGGUGACAGUGAAGAGCCUCGAUCUACAGCUGGUCACAGCGAUAGCGACACCACAGAUACGCUGAUCGACCUCGCCGGCCUUGACACUCCUAGCCCCCCUCAACCGGCCAUCCCUCCCUCCCAGUCCUCACACCCUGUCUCCACCAAUCCCACGGCUUCCCCCAUACCUGUCCUGCCUCCUCCUCCCAAGCGCCUGGCCGGCUCGCAGGGCAGUCAGAACAGCAGCCCGAGUCAUCCCCCCCUCGACAAGGCCUCCACUGCUCUCUCGCUCCUUGAUGAUGAGCUGCUGUCCCUAGGACUAAAUGACCCACCUACCUCUCUGAGCAGCCAAUCAAAACCCAAGUUGAAUGAAGUGUCCAAUCAGUGGACUUCCUUGCAGGCUCCAGCAUCAAGUGUGGAUAUGUUUGGCAGUAUGAGUAUGGCUUAUUCAGGUCCAGUGGUGCCCCCAGUGGAGCCAGCCGCCGGCAUACACAGUCUCCAAAACCUGCAAGACCUGGCCAUGAUGGGCUUUUCAGAUCACAAGAGUUUGUCCGGCCAGAUGACGGCCAGAGGAGGCAGCUUUGGGAUAACCCCUGCAGCAGCACCUCCCCUUAUAACUGGGCAGGGCUCUCCCUCCUCAGCCUCUCUUCUCCAGGGUACAAUGCCCAGCUCUCCUGCCCUUUCCCAUGCUAAGGUCCAGAGCCUGGGCUCGGCCCCGGGCAGCCCGCUGUUCCGCUCUCUGUCCCCCUGCCACCCUCCCCUCCAGGGCAGCCCGGCUAGAGCCACAGACAUCUCCCUGAGCAAUGUGCACGUCCCUCUGGAGGCCAUCAGACCUAGUAAAGUGCUGCCUGUGACGGCCUACGAUAAGGAUGGUGUUCGCGUGCUGCUCAACUUUGCAUCUGACUGUCCCCCCAGCAGGCCUGAUGUGCUUGUAAUGGUGGUGUCCAUGCUCAAUACAGCGCCCCUGCCUGUUCACAAUGUGGUACUGCAAGCUGCUGUGCCCAAGUCAAUGAAGGUGAAGCUGCAGCCUCCAUCAGGAACAGAUCUGGCACCAUUCAACCCCAUCCUACCUCCAGCCUCCAUUACCCAGAUCAUGUUGCUAGCUAAUCCAGCCAAGGAGAAAGUGCGUCUGCGCUACAAGCUGGCUUUCACACUAGGAGACCGUCUGUGCAACGAGGUUGGAGAGGUCGACCAGUUCCCCCCACCAGAGGCAUGGGGUCAUCUAUAGCAGCGUGCAGGCCUGCUACCGUUCAGCAGGGACAGACCGGUUCAUACUCCAUGAAGGGGUGUGUAUGUGCGUUCACAUGCAUCCCAGAGAGAGAAAGGAGGGGAAGGUGGGGAAAUUCAGCUGCAUUGUUACUGUAACAAUAACUUUCAGCUUCACAUUCCUGACAGUUGUUUUUCAUUUUCUGGCCAUUAUGAUUCCUGGUAGUGAGAUGUUAACAACAGACACUAAAGGUUUAACUUAUACAGAGCUUGUGCUUUUCUGCAGACAGCUAACAAAGAAAAGAUAUACACAGGUAUGGGAGAUAACCAUUGUGUUAACAGGUCAGUGGUUUUGAGAUUAAUAUUGUGAUGGAUUUUCCCGAAUGUACUUUAGAUAAUAAAUGCAUUAGAGCUCUGCCUAAGAUUGAAAUGCUGCACUGCAGCAGGAAAUUAACCUGUACUUUAACAGAGCCUAGAGACAAUGGUUGUGCUUCUGUUUAUUCAUUUUUUUAUUUAGCCUCUGAAUCAACACUUACCCAGCCUGCAAAAAUAUACUUGAAUAUAUCCAGAGAUUUGGAAAUGGUAUCUAGAUUUCUUAGGAUGGAGUUACACUGGAAAAUUCAUGCGUUGAUUAAAAAGUACUGUCACAUAAUCAUUCCUGCAGGAAGACAGUGGCCUGAUUAAUGUAUUUAUUACAUGAUUAUUUUAGCCAUCUGGAUUUUUGACAUGGUAAAGGAAACUGUGUUUAACAAUUAUAUUAGCUAAUGUAGCCCUGAGCUAGAUGAGUGGACCAACAAUGUUGAAUACUGAGCUGUAAAGGCAAAGUAAGGCAACCAACAUAUAUAUUUCAUUUCAUUUUGUUUUCAUCAUGAAUACUGUAUGAAUUCAGUAUGAAGUCGUCUGAAUCCACCACUGGUUUUAUUUCACGAUUAGUUUUUUGUUUUGACUGUAAAUUAAAUAGUGAUAUGCCCAGACUGUCAGCAUUUCAGUUUUUUGUUUUAGCAGUGGAUAUCCAUAUUUUUGUUCUGUAUUUAAAGAUGUUUAUUUGUCUACCAGUUUCAGUAUUGGGAGUAUUUUUGUCAUAUUUAUUAUUUUGUGUUAUAGUAUUUCAGUGCAUCACUGAACCUAGAAAAUGUGAACUGAAAAACCUGAAUUUAAAUUUGGUAGUUUGUAAGAGAAAUCCGUCACCAGGCAGAUAACUCUUCAGUGUGCAGCAGUGGAAUGUGGAGUGGAACUUUGCUAUGAGGAAAUUUUCAUACAUCAGUCCACCCGAUCCUCUCUUAGGUCCCCUCUCUGGCAGCCUCAGCUUAUCAUCAUAUAGGAUGUACAGAAGUGUGUGUUUAAUGUACAUAGUAUGUAAUGUAAUGUACCUACCGUUUGUUGUAUGACAAGUUAUGUGAACAUGUGAUGUGUAGUUUUUGGGAGAGUGUUAGGUCUGUACAUACUGUAUGAUGUGCCAUUUGU
Messenger RNA from Seriola dumerili (greater amberjack), 3560 nucleotides. RefSeq names its product golgi associated, gamma adaptin ear containing, ARF binding protein 3 (gene gga3b). Gene Ontology annotation, molecular function: phosphatidylinositol binding; ubiquitin binding; small GTPase binding. The transcript is spliced from 17 exons. Gene Ontology annotation, cellular component: trans-Golgi network. NCBI's taxonomy places the organism in Eukaryota, Metazoa, Chordata, Actinopteri, Carangiformes, Carangidae. The coding region runs from base 4 to 2118 and encodes 704 amino acids. The record is from RefSeq and is a predicted model, not a curated record. Gene Ontology annotation, biological process: intracellular protein transport; vesicle-mediated transport.